Zootoca vivipara (common lizard) is the source of this 1290-nucleotide messenger RNA. It is a transcript of the gene GEMIN6, whose product is annotated as gem nuclear organelle associated protein 6. Gene Ontology annotation, biological process: spliceosomal snRNP assembly; spliceosomal complex assembly. Gene Ontology annotation, cellular component: SMN complex; nucleus. Lineage: Eukaryota; Metazoa; Chordata; Lepidosauria; Squamata; Lacertidae. The record is from RefSeq and is a predicted model, not a curated record.
UAAGGGCGACAAUCCGAACAAAUUUAUUUUGCAUUCGCACUCUGGAAAACUAAUAACACGUACCCACUAAAUUUAACAGGAGUUGCGUCUGAUUAGUCAUCUACAGUAUUAGGAUUUGCACUCUGAAUCGGCUUUUAAUUUUCUUUUUAACCUUAGGCAACGAGAGGGGGAGAAGUAAGCUAAAUAGGGUAAAUAUCACUUGCUACCCGAUUGCUUAAACUCCCGAGCUCUGCCAGCUCAUUUUGCGGGGCUGCUUGCUGAGCGCGGUUAUUCUUAGGGUGUGAGAUGGGAGUGAACAUGCCAUGAAUGAAGGGGCUGCCCGUAAGCAGCUGUUUCCGGAUAUUGCUUUUUCGCAGAGGAAGAACUUGAAACUACAACCCGAUGCAUUCUGGGCCCAAGCAAUGACGACGGGAGCGAAACAUUGCAUGCUUUUCACCUGAAUGCCUCUCCUUCUUUACCGGCUGGAUUACAAGGAAACCCACAUUUCAUCUUUAGCGUUCAGCAAAUAGGAAAUAUGACUGAGUGGCAGAGGAAGACACCUUUGGAAUGGCUGUCUUAUGUGAAUAAAGAAAUUGAAGUUCUGGCUGCUGAGAAACAGAAGUAUAAAGGAUGGGUUUUAACAGUCGAUCCAGUGUCUGCCAACAUUCUCCUGGCAAAUCCACUUGAGAAUGGAAAAGUGUCUAUUUCAGGCAUCUUGGGGCAUGCAGUGCAAGACGUGAAGAUAUUGUCCGAAGCAUCUGAUGCUAUGAAAGAGAAACUUGCCCACCUAUUCAUGCCUGGAGAAAGCCAAACCUACAGUCAAGAGGAGCUAGAGGACAAGAAAAGCAGCUUGAAGAACUGGUUGGAGAAAAACCAUAUUCCUGUAAGGGAGCAAGGAGAGUCACAAACAACACUCUGUGUUGCAGGGGUGUUGACUAUUGACCCACCGUAUGGACCAGAGGAUUGCAAUAGUUCCAAUGAAAUAAUUUUGUCUCGAGUUCAAGGGUUGAUACAAAGUUAUCUUGGCCUUCAGCAAUGACAGAGUUGAAGAAUUGUGAUGAAGUUACCUACUUGCAAACCCUAUGCUAACCUUCCCCAACCUGAUGCCUUCUACAUGGACUACAAAACUCACAUUGGCUGGAUUGAAGAGAGUGCAACAGAAGGUGUUUAAAGAGUGUUUAGAAGGUGUUCCUCACUACGCAAUUUCACUUAUGCAUGUGCGGGACUGGAACGUAACCCCCGCGCAAGUGGAAAGUUACCUGUAUACAAUUUCUUGCAAAAAAGAAACAUCAAAAUACAUUAUGAAUCUAA